Messenger RNA from Manis javanica (Malayan pangolin), 1005 nucleotides. Lineage: Eukaryota; Metazoa; Chordata; Mammalia; Pholidota; Manidae. The record is from RefSeq and is a predicted model, not a curated record.
AUGAGUAAAGAGAAGGUCCUGCCCCCUAGCCCAUACCUAAUCCACUGCUCUAUGAAACCAUGUGACAAAGUCAAUGAAAACUACCAAAGCCUGACUUGGCGCUUUCGGAGAACUAGUAGGGAUCCGCCGGAAGAAUGGACGCCCCGCCCGGGUUUCGUCCCCAAAGCAGGCUCCUGGGGUCCUGGGGAAAGCCAGGGCGCCCUCGGCCAGCCGUGCGACCCGGCGGCCCGGGGAACCGCGGCGCCGACCCGCCAGCCCCGGGGACGGACCGCGUUCUCCCGCACCCCGCGCCGCCAGCCAGCCCUGCGGAGACUCGGAGACGACUUGUGCAAACUUGGGAAAGCAACUUUCCCGGGGAGCCGGACGGGAGAAAGGGAGCCGGGCGAGGGGAGGCGGGAAGCGACGCGGAUGGGAGGCGCGAGGCCGGGCGGGCCGGACGGGGGCGAGGCGGCGGACCGCCCCGCGGAGAAGGGGCAGCACGGAAGCGCGGCGGCGGGCAGUGGGAGCGAGAGCAAGGGGGGGACCUGCCGGCCCUCCCCCUCCGACCCGGGCCGCGGCCCCCCGGGAGCCACGGGCAGUGCCUGGCGCGUCCGUGCGCCCCGGGGCCCGCGGGCCGGCGGCACCGUGCGCGCUGCGAGCGCGAGCGGGAGCGCUCCCGGGGCUGUGCGGGCCGGCCGCCGGCGCGCCGGGCUGCGGGAGGCGUCCUGACGCAUCAGGUGCAGAGCCGGGCACCCGCCGGGCGCGGCCGGGAGCGCACGCGAGCUCCGGCGCCGCGGCGGGUCCCGCCGAGAGCCGAGCGGGGCCCGGAGCCCUGGCGACCCUGAGCUGCGCCGCGGCCGCCCCUCCCCCCACGCCGGGGGGAUCAAGUCCGACCAGGAAAAAUGCCCACCACGUUUUCCAAAGAGAAACAAAACCCAAGCGGGCCCCGGUCCUGCCCCCCGCCGCCCCACGGUCCGCUCUCGGGUCCUCCGCCCCUGGCUCCCCAGCCCGCCGGCGAAGACACAC